CCCGGGUAAACUAUACACAUAACUCACUUCUGGGAGUUAUAUUAUUCAUUAUGGAUUUGCUGUGCUAUACAUAAUGCGCUACAUUAAUUAUACAAUUGCUUAAUGAAGCAGUGUUAUAAGAAGACUGGAAGGAGCGAGGUGGAUGGUCUUGGGGACUAGUUGUGGUGUGUCGCUGAGCGAUCCGAGUGCCAUCUGUAAACAUUUAUCAAAACAAUAACAAAGGCAAAAAUAACUAUUUCUCCCCGGCGCCUGUAAGUAAGUGAGCAGUAAGAGUAACUAAAGAUGCAUGUGGUUGUGGUAGAGCGAGGAGGGGAGGUUAUGGGGUGUGAGAGAGUGUGGUAAUAAGCCAGCAGAAGCAGCACUGAGGGAGACGCCUGCUGGGGGGGACUCACCGCCCGGAGCCACACACCGCCGCGGCUCCUCCACCACACACUCCUCCUCCUUCUGCACACUACUACACCCACUCUCUUCUACAACCAUGCCCAAAAAGAAGUCAGUCAACCCCCGUUUAUCCGGACAACGCCGUUCCCGAGGAAAUCGUCCGGAUAACGAGUUGACCGGAUUUCUGAAAAUGACUGUUGCCAACAACAGCAGCCUGGCGGCUGACUUUAAGCCAGGUACGGGGGGCUCUCCUGAUUCUCCAAAUAACCCUAAAAAGAAGAGACGCACUUCAAAUCCUCCACCCUCAGCACAAGGACCACCAUCCACACCACCCAGUCAUGAAUUGAUACCACCCCCUCUCUCGGCAUUUCAUUCAGUUGAGGGUCCAUUCUGUUAUGGAGACACCAUUGUGGCAUCGAAUCCCUUCGAUGAUUCUCCGUCAGUGUCAGCGCCGUCCUCAACCAGCAUGGGGCCUGGGCCAGGGCCUGGGCCAGGACCAGGGCCAGGACCUAUGAGCCAUGGACCAAUGGGCCCCAUGAGUAUGCCAUAUAUGAAUAGUAUAAAUAUGAAAAACAUGGGGAUGGGUGGACCUAUGAAUGGUCCAAUGGGGGGACCAAUGAAUGGUCCUAUGGGUCCAGGAGGGCCAAUGGGUCCAGGUGGUCCCAUGAAUGGGCCAAUGAGUGGACCCAUGGGACCUGGAGGGCCCAUGAAUGGACCCAUGAAUGGUCCUAUGAAUGGUCCCAUGAAUGGUCCCAUGAAUGGUCCCAUGAAUGGCCCCAUGAAUGGACCCAUGAAUGGACCUAUGAAUGGACCCAUGAAUGGUCCCAUGAAUGGACCAAUGAAUGGACCUAUGAGUAGCCCCAUGAAUGGGCCCAUGAAUGGUCCCAUGAGUGGUCCCAUGAAUGGUCCUAUGAAUGGUCCUAUGAAUGGUCCCAUGAAUGGCCCCAUGAAUGGCCCCAUGAAUGGCCCCAUGAAUGGUCCCAUGAAUGGUCCCAUGAGUGGCCCUAUGAAUGGCCCCAUGAAUGGCCCCAUGUCUGGGCCAAUGAACAUGAACAAUAUGAAUGGCAUGAGUAUGAACACAUCCAUGGCGGGGUCGGGUAUGCCCAUGACCACUAUGAGUCAGAUGACCAGCAUGGCGGGCAUGAAUGGGCCGAUGCCACCCAUGAAUGGUCCUGGAAUGAACAAUGGGCCAGGAAUGAAUAAUGGCCAAGGUCCUAACAUGGGACCCAAACCAAUGCCAGUCAGCUCAGGAAAGGUUUACCCGCCCGACCAGCCGAUGGUUUUCAACCCUCAAAACCCCAAUGCUCCGCCCAUCUAUCCAUGUGGAAUCUGCCACAAGGAGGUACACGACAAUGACCAAGCCAUCCUCUGCGAAUCUGGUUGCAACUUCUGGUUUCACAGAGUAUGUACAGGACUAACAGAAGGAGCGUAUCAUCUGCUGACGGGGGAAGUUUAUGCAGAAUGGGUGUGUGACAAGUGCCUCGGCUCAAAAAACAUCCCUCUUGUUAAAUUCAAGCCAUGAGGGCGUGUAAUGGAUAUGUAAAGAGAUCAGCUGAGUGAGCAAAUUGUCACUACAAGAUGUGUAAAGCUGCAGUCAGCAACUUAAGUCUUCCUAAAAUCUUUACAUAUGCUCAUCUUUGCUGAUCCCUUCACAUAUACCACACAUGAGUUUACAUUUGGCUGUUUAUGUUCAUAGUUUAUAUGACAUACUCAACUGUUUCAAAAAUCCAAAGGGUGAAUGCCAGCUGUUUCAUUAUUAUUAAUAAUAUAGAUGGCUGCCCUGUUCUGAGUUGCCAUAAAAGGAACUUGAGUAUCUGUAAUCCUAACAGAUUACUUCAGCAGUAUAAGGCUGGAUUACAAAGAACUGGUUUGUAUAUCCUGAACUGUUACAGUAUCCAGAUUUACUCAUACUGGUUUUCUUGGGGUGCCUCCGGUGACUUCCUGUAGCUAUCUCGCUGAGAUGGCUUUGAAUACCGAGUCACAUCUGCAAUAGGAGUCCUGUUAGCCUACUGGAGACCAAAGUCUAAACCUUGCCCCUUCACUUUGCACAGACAGCUGGGUAUUUUUAUGAUCUCUGACACCAAGAAAGCAUUCAGAGAGUGAAGCAAUAUAAACAACUGCAAGAUUCACCUAUAUGAAGCACUGAAAUAACUAACAGACUCUGCAAAAGCUUCACUCAAAUCCAAAUGGUUCACUUAAAACUAAGGUCAAACUUCCCAGUGGCCUCCCAUGUGCUCCCAUUUUCCAGCCUGAUUCAAUUCCGUUGCUGAUGUCAGCACUAUGACUUUCCCAUGUUGCCCAAGCCAGUAGCAAGUUCCACUUAUUUCCAAGAUAAGUUGGAAAUGCUCAAAACACCAGGGCCACUACACCUGAUUAAUCUUGGAAUAUGAUUCCUUCCUUUUUUUUCACCUUAUUCUUCACCCUUUUACGCUUUAUUCUUCACCCCCCUCUACGCCUUAGUCUUCACUUAUUUGUAAUUACAUGUACCUGACCUCCCUAAUAGUAUAAAUCCAAUACGCUCCAGUACUGUCCCAUUCACUUGAGAAUGAACCAUGUAGGUUCAAAACAUUGUGUAAAUUUAUAAUGAGUGUAUUAUACAUACUACAGUUAA
Procambarus clarkii (red swamp crayfish) is the source of this 2992-nucleotide messenger RNA. It is a transcript of the gene pygo, whose product is annotated as pygopus family PHD finger. Lineage: Eukaryota; Metazoa; Arthropoda; Malacostraca; Decapoda; Cambaridae. The record is from RefSeq and is a predicted model, not a curated record.